Messenger RNA from Neopsephotus bourkii (Bourke's parrot), 2024 nucleotides. It is a transcript of the gene MBLAC2, whose product is annotated as metallo-beta-lactamase domain containing 2. The record is from RefSeq and is a predicted model, not a curated record. The coding region runs from base 34 to 864 and encodes 276 amino acids. The transcript is spliced from 2 exons. NCBI's taxonomy places the organism in Eukaryota, Metazoa, Chordata, Aves, Psittaciformes, Psittacidae.
CCCACCGCGCUGAGGUGAGCUGCCGACUGCACCAUGUCGGCGCUGGAGUGGUUUGCGCACAAGGACCUGGGCGGCGGCAUCUUCUGGAUCCAAGAGCGCUUCUACGAGUCGGGAAACCGGGCCAACAUCUGGCUGGUGCGCGGCUCGCAGCGGGACGUGGUGAUCGACGCAGGGCUGGGGCUACGCAGCCUUCCCGACUACCUGCGCGCCGCCGGGCUGCUGGCCCCUGCGGACGCGGCCGAACCGCGACCGCUGCUGGCCGUGGCCACGCACGUCCACUUCGACCAUUCGGGCGGGCUGCAGCACUUCGAGGAGGUGGCGGUGCACAGCGCCGAAGCUGCGGCCCUGAUGCACGGAGAUAACUACGAGGCCGUCACCUGGCUGUCGGACCGGGAAGUGGCGCGGCCGCCGCGGCCCGGCUGGCGGGCUCGGCACUUCCGCGUCCCGCCCGUCCAGCCCAGCCGCCUGCUGCAGGAGGGGGAUGAGAUCAGCCUUGGAGACCGACAGCUUACUGUCAUGCACAUGCCUGGUCAUUCCAGAGGCAGUAUUUGCUUACACGACAAAGAACGGAAGAUUUUGUUCAGUGGGGAUGUGGUGUAUGAUGGAUCCAUGAUUGACUGGCUUCCCUACAGCAAAAUCAGCGACUACGUUGCAAGCUGCCAGCGCCUCUUGGAGUUAGUGGACAGAGGUCUCGUGGAGAAGGUACUGCCUGGGCACUUCAACAUCUUUGGGGCAGAAAGGCUGUAUCGGUUAGCUUCCAACUACAUUUCCCAAGCUGGGAUCUGUCACAAGGUUUCUACUUGUGCCAUGAAGUCCAUUGCAAGCGUAGCACUUCACAUUACAAAUCCCAGAGUCACUUCGUAGUGUUUCUUAGUGUGUUUUGUGUGAUCUGCUCGCUGUUGAAAAACCAAAUGGCUUGUGAAAGCAUUGAUACAGGCAAAAGUAAUAUGCCUUAGUAAAAAGCUGGCAAAUUGAUACAGAUGAGCUGCAGAAGUUCUCCUACUUUAUUCCUACUUUUGUAAAACUUGUUUCAGCACAAGCUGCUGGUUUUCUGUCUAUUUCAGGGCAUGUUUGCACACAUAUUGGGAUUGAAAUAUAUUUAUUUUUGUUACGAUUCUGACAGGUGCACUUAUGCCAAAACAAGAGGUUUCACAUUUACACCUGAUACCUUGUUGAUGUAGCACUAGACUUGUAAUAACCCACUCAACUCCUGCUCAGGUUUUGGAGUAACACAGCCUGUGCCAAGAGCUGGUGUGUGCUGGUGGGAGCAGGACAUGCAUGGGACUCGUUGGGCAGAAAGAGGUGAAGGACAUCCUGCAGCCAUUGUCACCUGCUUAGUGUGUGCUGCACCCCUGCAUCUUUGCAGAGUAGCUGUCUGGCAGUGUCUUUAGAAUCCACUAACAUACAGACGUGCUGCAGACCAGACUUCCAAGUUGGAAGGUAUAUAGAUACAUCAGCUUACCCCAAAAGCUUCUGAUGCAGAUCUAGCAUCAGAUGGACUGUUGAGGCUAUCCUGCCUCCCAGUGGGAUGCAGGGAAUGCCUGUGCCUUAAUGGAGGAGCAGGAAGGAGUGCUCUUGCUGUUGCCUAGAGAACUGUUUGGUUAUAGGUGUGCAAGUUAGGAAUUGGAGAAUUUGUAAGCUAAUGCAUUAAUGUGUUAAACGAGCCUCUACAAAGUGGCUUGAACCCUUGCUUGAUAUGUUUGGGUUUUUUCUGAUGAGCUCAUUAAAAAAUAAAAUUACUUACAGAGUAUGUUUUCCUGUAAAUUUGAGCAAACUGGACUGUGAUAAACUUUAAAGGCCUUAUUUGCAAGUAAAAGUAUUUUUAUGUGACUGGAUUGUAACUUAUUUUUUAAUGCUCUGUGGUAGGGGAAUGAAGGAGGCUUUACCAUUAUCUUGCCCUACUGCAGGUGCUGGAUUAAACCGCUCAUACACUUGUUACCACAAAGUGAAUGUAGCUUGAGCUGUUUACUGUUUGCUUAUAAAGUGUUUGCUGCAUAUGUUUUAUAUUAAAAGUGCAUUGCAUU